This is a messenger RNA of Merops nubicus (carmine bee-eater), 1190 nucleotides long. RefSeq names its product methionyl aminopeptidase 1 (gene METAP1). The record is from RefSeq and is a predicted model, not a curated record. Gene Ontology annotation, molecular function: metalloaminopeptidase activity. Lineage: Eukaryota; Metazoa; Chordata; Aves; Coraciiformes; Meropidae. Gene Ontology annotation, biological process: proteolysis. The annotation marks the transcript as partial. The transcript is spliced from 10 exons.
GAAUGCUUUAAGGGAAGCUGGGCCACUCACAAGUUAUUACACAAGAAAGCAAAAGAUGAAAAAGCUAAGCGUGAAGUUUCCUCCUGGACCCUGGAAGGCGACGUCAACACAAACCCCUGGUCUGGUUAUCGAUACACGGGUAAACUCAGGCCACACUACCCUCUGACGCCAACGAGACCUGUGCCAAGUUACAUUCAGAGACCAGAUUAUGCUGAUCACCCACUAGGAAUGUCUGAAUCAGAACAGGCUUUAAAAGGAACCUCUCAAAUAAAAAUACUCUCAUCUGAGGAUAUAGAAGGGAUGCGAGUAGUGUGUAGGCUUGCUAGAGAAGUAUUGGAUGUUGCUGCCAUGAUGGUAAAAGCAGGUGUAACCACUGAAGAAAUUGAUCACGCUGUUCAUUUAGCUUGUAUCGCAAGGAAUUGCUAUCCUUCCCCCCUGAAUUAUUAUAAUUUCCCCAAGUCGUGUUGUACGUCAGUGAAUGAAGUGAUCUGUCACGGAAUUCCUGACAGGAGGCCGUUGCAGGAGGGAGAUAUUGUUAAUGUGGAUAUUACUGUCUAUCGUAAUGGCUACCAUGGAGAUCUGAACGAGACCUUUUAUGUUGGAGAAGUUGAUGAGGGCGCCAGGAGGCUUGUCCAGACAACUUACGAGUGCCUAAUGCAAGCCAUCGAUGCAGUAAAACCUGGUGUUCGGUACAGAGAGCUGGGAAACAUUAUUCAGAAACACGCUCAAGCGAACGGGUUUUCAGUGGUUCGGAGCUACUGCGGACAUGGGAUCCAUAAACUUUUCCAUACGGCCCCUAACGUGCCACAUUAUGCCAAAAAUAAGGCAGUUGGAGUCAUGAAGCCUGGUCACGUAUUUACAAUUGAGCCAAUGAUCUGUGAAGGGGGCUGGCAGGACGAGACGUGGCCCGACGGCUGGACGGCGGUGACGCGGGACGGGAAGCGAUCGGCGCAGUUCGAGCACACGCUGCUGGUCACCGAGGGCGGCUGCGAGAUCCUCACCCGCCGCCUGGACAGCGCCCGGCCCCAUUUCAUGACCCAGGGGUAGUCUGGGCUGGCCAGGCACGCUGAACGAGACUCUGGGGUUUUGUCUCUGUACUAUGCAUUUUUUUUUAAGAGUACAGAAUAGAGAGAUUUCAUCAUUUAUUUUGUUCUCAGUGAUUGUAGAUGAGAGGAAUAUCUUGAAGAACC